UUUACUUUGUGAUACGCACCAUUCCUCAGUCUCCAAAGGUAUAUACUUCGACUUUAAUAAUGAAGUACUAAUAAAAAAACACAUAGGCGCAAAAUCAAUAUGGCAGCUUGCUGAAUGCGGCAGAGGUUUCUUCUGAGGAGCAGACGAAUCGAUGCAACCGAAGGCCUCAUUAACCGCUUAACCAGUGUUGAUGUGUUGAUAUAUUCACAAUGGCUGCCACUGAGAGUGUUGUAAGACCAGUCAAUGAAGUUAAUUUUCAUGACAAUGACCCUGAUGGAUUCCUGAGAGUAUGCGUCUACAUCCCACCCGGGCCUGGGGGUCUGUCGAGCUGCUGUAUCAACUCACCAUGUGUCUUCAAAAGCUCAAGGAAAAGAAACAGUGACCCUAUCAUCAAUAUCGAAGAGAGAGCCUUUUCUGUCACAGUAGAUGCCGUUGAUCGCAGUAAUAAUGUGGUGACUUAUAAAACAGAAUACGAACUACUAGAACCUCUGGCCGUGAUACGUGAGAAAUCAAAACAUGAGAUUCGAAUAAAUUGCAGAAAUCGAAUGAUCAUCACGUUACUUCUCAAGAAACCGGACAGUAAAUCAUGGGAGCCGCAUUUAAGCUGCGUCAAGAAAAGGUUUUAGAACGAUGCAGAACUCUACAUGUGCAUGUACCUCUUAUUCAUUCUAUGCGUAGUUGUAAAUAAACUAUGUGAGCUGUUUGCUCUUUCCAUUUUGUUUUAUAUACAUGUAUGUGUUGUUAAAAUAACGCGUUUUCUCACUUUUUCGCACGGAAAGGAAGGAUCACAUGAAGGUCGCGAAAGUUGUGUAUUAUAUACAUGUACUUUUUUGUAAUAAAGUACUAAGACUA
Molecule: messenger RNA, 852 nt
Organism: Lineus longissimus
Lineage: Eukaryota; Metazoa; Nemertea; Pilidiophora; Heteronemertea; Lineidae
Exons: 5
Coding region: 210-626 (138 amino acids)
Source: RefSeq, a predicted model, not a curated record